This is a messenger RNA of Rana temporaria (common frog), 682 nucleotides long. It is a transcript of the gene SNRPD3, whose product is annotated as small nuclear ribonucleoprotein D3 polypeptide. Gene Ontology annotation, molecular function: RNA binding. NCBI's taxonomy places the organism in Eukaryota, Metazoa, Chordata, Amphibia, Anura, Ranidae. The record is from RefSeq and is a predicted model, not a curated record. Gene Ontology annotation, biological process: spliceosomal snRNP assembly; RNA processing. The coding region runs from base 189 to 569 and encodes 126 amino acids. Gene Ontology annotation, cellular component: U2 snRNP; commitment complex; pICln-Sm protein complex. The transcript is spliced from 4 exons.
UUAUUAGGACAAACAAGGAAAUCAGAGUGGUUGGCGGCAUUCUGUUUCCUGUUCGUAGUGCAUUGUGGGGCAGGCGGGACGCCAUUAGAUCGUAGAACAGAAGCCACGCGAGGAAGUGAGUAUCGGAACGGUUGUUAGCUGCUGUUAGGUGCCGGGGACCCCACAAAUUUCAAGCCUCUAUAGCCAAGAUGUCUAUCGGUGUUCCCAUCAAAGUUCUCCAUGAAGCAGAAGGGCAUAUUGUGACCUGUGAAACGAAUACAGGCGAGGUGUACAGGGGGAAGCUCAUUGAGGCGGAGGAUAACAUGAACUGCCAGAUGUCAAACAUCACUGUAACCUACAGGGACGGCAGAGUUGCACAGCUUGAACAGGUCUACAUUAGAGGAAGUAAAAUCCGUUUCCUGAUCCUUCCAGACAUGUUAAAAAAUGCCCCAAUGUUAAAGAGCAUGAAGAAUAAAAAUCAGGGUUCAGGUGCUGGAAGGGGGAAAGCAGCUAUUCUCAAAGCUCAAGUGGCUGCGAGAGGAAGAGGACGUGGCAUGGGACGAGGAAAUAUCUUCCAAAAACGACGAUAACUGUUUGUUUUUGUAUAUUUCUUUUUUAAAUUGUUCCAGGUUGUGUAACUACCUUUUUUUUUGCUUUUUGUUUUUUUUAUUUGUUUAAUAAACCUGUUUCUAAUGGUCUCCAA